Messenger RNA from Diversispora eburnea, 606 nucleotides. NCBI's taxonomy places the organism in Eukaryota, Fungi, Glomeromycota, Glomeromycetes, Diversisporales, Diversisporaceae. The record is from the annotation of a GenBank genome assembly.
AUGGCCAGAGCUGCUUCUGCUCCCAGAACCAGAACUUCCAGAAGUUCAACUGCUAAGCCUAAGGCUAAGAAAGCUGCUACGGUUACUUCCCACCCUAGGUAUGAGGACAUGAUCCGAGAUGCUAUUAUCGCUUUGAAAGAAAGGAAAGGAAGCAGUCGUCAGAGGAUUAAAAAAUACAUCUUGACCACUUUCAAACUUCCCGAUAAUUCCACAACGAGUAGUCGUCUUCGAUUGGCUAUAAAUAAAGGUGUAGAGAAAGGAACUUUUCAAUUUCUUAAUGGACCUAGUGGAACCAUUAAACUUGUUAAAAAAGAUGCUGUAAAGAAGGAUAAGAAAGAACCUGAAAAGAAAGAAGUAAAACCAAAAAAGGCCGCUGAAAAGAAGGAAGUAAAACCAAAGGUUGAAAAGAAAACAACUACCAAGAAAGCUCCUGCUAGAAAAGCUGCUGCUUCUACUACUAGAAAAUCUACAGCGGCAGCAACAGCGAAAUCCAAAAAAUCAAGUGGUGGAGUUACGAAAAAAUCCAAACCUGCUGCUACCACAAAGAAACCCGCAGUUGGUGUAAAGAGAUCAACAAGAAAGAGGGGUGGUACUACAUCUACUUAG